AUUUGCCAAUAUUUCUAUUUGCCAGCAAAAGCUGAUAUUCUUUGCAAGAAAAUAGUAAUGGCCCAACACUCCAUUGAUUCAUUUUCCAUUUUGGAUAGGAAAGCUGAUACCAGUGAUGGCAAAUUUGAAGUUCCAUCAUGUAAUCCGUCAACAUCCUGUGAAGAUGGAAGUUCGACAAUGGGAUCGGCAACAGAAGAAACCCUACCAAAUCAAGCAUCCUACGAGUUUAACACUUCAGUCAUGUUACCAACUUUAACAAAGUGUAGCAGGAUUAAUACCUUAUCUGAAGAAUCAAAAGUGGCACAAGAAGAAAUUAUAUCUCAUGUGGCAAAUUGUUCUGAAGAAGUUUUUCAGAGAAUACAGCAUCGAGAUGAGCCAACACUUUCAAUUCAGCAGAAAAAAGAGAUUGUAACAUCAUUGCUAAACUCCAGUCCUUCAAAUUUUCUUGUUAGAUUUGGAAAAUUCUUGGAGACAAGCCAUUUGAAUUACUUUCAUCAGUAUCAUGAUAGCUAUGAAGUUUCUUAUUAUCUCCAACAGUUGAACAAAGAAUCUAAGGCACAGGAAAUGAGCGUCAAAAAUCGUCGUUUCCAUGCAAUGAAUGAAUUGAUAAAAGAAGGAAAAUACUUCAGUAUGAAUGAAAUGAGGAAAAGAAAUCCAAUCCUCUUUCAUGAACUUAUUGAGAAGUACAUGACAUCUGAAGAAAAGAGGUCUCUGGAACAAGACCAGCCAAAACUAUGUAAUCUAUCCACCAUGUUCAUGGCCCACAUAGAUGGAGAUCAAACAUGUUCCAAAAGAAGGAAUGAACAACUAGCCAAUCAGUCAGCAUGGGAUGAAGCUUUAGCUCAUGAUGAAGAAGAAGAGGAUGAAGAUAUAGAUCAAAAUGAAAAGGAGUUCUUUCGAGAUGAAUUUAUAUCAGGUAUGUACAGCAGCUUUCUUCAAGGGCAUGACGAGGAAUUCGACUACAGCAAAAUCGAUGCUUCGAAUCAUAACGACAUAAUUUCUGAAAGAGACGCAGAAGAAAGAUAUUUUGACAGUGACUAACAUAUAACAAUUUGGAAUUUAAUAUCUUGUAUAAAAUGAUCUUUAAGUAUCUCACGUAUUCUGCUCCAACAUUGCCCGUUUGAAAAAGUAUUGGUGUUGUAUAGCUUGUCUCUCUUACCUGUGAGGGCUCAUUAAGCAAUUAAUUUUGAACCAGAACUUUUUUAAUACCAGGA
This is a messenger RNA of Daphnia carinata, 1214 nucleotides long. RefSeq names its product coiled-coil domain-containing protein 97-like. The transcript is spliced from 2 exons. The coding region runs from base 58 to 1041 and encodes 327 amino acids. The record is from RefSeq and is a predicted model, not a curated record. Lineage: Eukaryota; Metazoa; Arthropoda; Branchiopoda; Diplostraca; Daphniidae.